Messenger RNA from Vespula pensylvanica (western yellowjacket), 1167 nucleotides. RefSeq lists its product as uncharacterized. The coding region runs from base 55 to 1026 and encodes 323 amino acids. Gene Ontology annotation, molecular function: lipid carrier activity. Gene Ontology annotation, biological process: lipid transport. The record is from RefSeq and is a predicted model, not a curated record. Lineage: Eukaryota; Metazoa; Arthropoda; Insecta; Hymenoptera; Vespidae. The transcript is spliced from 3 exons.
UGAGAGAAGGUAUAGGGUUAAUUAAAUGACAGCGCGUUAAGGGGUCAACAGGGUAUGUUGGUAAUAGGUACAUAUAAGAGGAGCGAACGAGAAGAGCUUAAAUGCAGUUGCAUAGCGUACGUUAUCAUGAUCACGUUGUUGCUAUUACCAUUUUUUCUAGCGAGCCGAAUUUCGGUCGAUAUCGAAUCGCUCCUACAUGGACCUGAAUACACUUAUCGAGUAGAAAUUAUUACCGUAAAGAAGGCUGGAGGCCAACCAUGUGCAAGUACUGAUGUAAAAGCAUUCGACGCUGUCAGUACAUUAAAAUGUCGUCCGCGAGUUCCCGAUACUUUGAAUUGUCGUUUCGAAGCAGCAAAAAUGCAAAUUUACGAGGAAGCUUUAUACGAGUUGGCACGAGAAACUGUCGAAGAUCUUUGGAUGGACGACGAACCUUUCGAAAUAAUAUUCGACAAAAAUGGAAUUAAAAAUCUGAUCGUUACGAAACAUAUGAAACCAUGGAUAAUCGAUAUGAUACGUUCGAUAGUUAAUCAAUUAAAUAUCGGUGUAGAUAUUAGAAACAAACAAGAUGGAAUAUUCACGACAACCGAAAGAUCGUUUCUCGGCGAAUGUCCAGCUAAAAUCGAGCUCUAUCACGGAUUAUCGUACGAUAAUCAAUGGAAGGAUGAAAAAUUUGAGAUAAUACCGAUGAAUGGAAUAAAUAAAGUUACUUCGGAAUUUUUUAGAAUUGAAAAGAGAAGGAAUAUCAACGAUUGCGAACACGGGGUAUAUUUUUUUGCGAGCAAAUCAGCAUAUACUAAUUUUCCUCGGGACGUCACCGUGACUAUAAAAUCAUCGACGAGUCGUAUAAUCAUAUCGGAUUCCAACUACACUUCUUACACGGUCAACGAGUUUUUAGUAACUAAUAAGGCUAAAACUAGGAAUUUCACGUUCCACGAGAAGAUUAACUUAAAUCUGGAAACGAUAUCUGCACCGAUAAACGAUAUACCUUUGAUCCCCGAUGCUACGUCGGUCAGCUUUAUGAUUUAAACUCGUCGUCGGGACAAGAACGAAGAGAGAGAUGAAAAGAAAUUCAUUUGUUAUGAAAGAUAAUCGAUAAACUACACGAAAACGCGAAUAACGAAUUAAUUGUUAAUUAAUAAAAUAAAGUGAACGUACGAUUCAUUAUUA